AUGACGGCCGCGCACGGCGUCAUUGCGAUUCUCGAGUCGACGUUUAACAGCUUGGACGUGGAUAACAUUCUGGCCCUGUAUGCGGACGACGCCAAGUUGACAGCCCACUUGUUUGGACUGGGAAACGUCGACAAGAUGCACAUCAGGGCCUUUUACGCCGACCUGUUCGCGUCCAACGACGGCGUCGAGUUCGUCACGCGGUGCAUCAGCGGGACGCCGGACCUGGUCGUGUGGGAGUGCGACGUGCGGUGCAGGGCGAGGCGGGAGUCGGCGGCGCUGGGGAUCGCGAGGGGGGAGGCCGUGGUGUUGAGGGGGGUGUCGCUGCUGAGCUGGAGGGAGGGCUUGAUUGCGGAGCAAAAGGACUAUUUCCAUGUCGUGAGGGCGAGUUGA
Messenger RNA from Trichoderma reesei QM6a, 390 nucleotides. RefSeq lists its product as uncharacterized. The transcript has 2 exons. The coding region runs from base 1 to 390 and encodes 129 amino acids. NCBI's taxonomy places the organism in Eukaryota, Fungi, Ascomycota, Sordariomycetes, Hypocreales, Hypocreaceae. The record is from RefSeq and is a predicted model, not a curated record.